GAUAAGGCGGAGAAAAGCAGGAGCAUAGCUACAAAUCCUUCAUAUAAACCACUUGCAGUUGCUGUGGAUGUGACUGACAAGUGUCAAGUUGAAGACAUGAUAGCUCAAACCCUCAUUACCUUCAAUAGAAUUGACUACAACGUCAACUGUGCCGGGGUUGCUAUGCACAAACCAGCUCAUUUCAUGGACUUGACAAUUCAAGAGUGGGAAAGGGUCAGCCAGGUAAAUGUGCAAGGCGUGUUAUACUGCAUGCAAGCUAUCGGGAAAGUGAUGAGGAUCCAGGAACCAUUUAAAGCCUCUGGACUUCAUGGACCACGGGCUGGAAAACGGGGUUCGAUAGUCAAUCUGGGGUCCAUUCACUCAUUCCAGUCAGCUCCUGGGACUGCCCAGUAUACAGCUUCCAAACAUGCGGUGGUUGGCCUGACUAAGUCUUGUGCCCUGGAUUUUGCUAAAGAAGGCAUUCGCGUGAAUGCUGUCUGCCCAUCGUGGGUCAAUACACCAAUGAUAAAUAGCAAUGAGGUGCUUGCGGAAGUUCAUCAAGUUGUCGGGAAUGUUGUACCUCUGGGGCGGAUUGCAGAGGCAGAGGAGGUAGCAGACGUUAUCCUGUUCCUUUGCAGCCCGAGAGCGAGCUAUGUCACCGGUGCUGCUUGGAUGGUGGAUGGUGGAUUCUCCUGCGCCACAGUGGUGUAG
Trichophyton verrucosum HKI 0517 is the source of this 690-nucleotide messenger RNA. RefSeq lists its product as uncharacterized. The record is from RefSeq and is a predicted model, not a curated record. The transcript is spliced from 3 exons. NCBI's taxonomy places the organism in Eukaryota, Fungi, Ascomycota, Eurotiomycetes, Onygenales, Arthrodermataceae. The annotation marks the transcript as partial.